Molecule: messenger RNA, 861 nt
Organism: Lasiodiplodia theobromae
Lineage: Eukaryota; Fungi; Ascomycota; Dothideomycetes; Botryosphaeriales; Botryosphaeriaceae
Product: Prp 4 c domain-containing protein
Exons: 3
Coding region: 1-861 (286 amino acids)
Source: RefSeq, a predicted model, not a curated record
AUGCGCUUCUCUGCCUCUUUUGUUGUCUGCUUUGCCGCGACCACGUCUCUUGUCGCGGCUAAGGAGUGGACGAAAACCGAAGUGACUCCCAACGAGUCUCUGCUUCUUGCAAGGCAAAGCUUUGAUUCAUGCACUGGCCUCAGCUGUGCCAGCUGCUUUGGCGCUGGCAACAUCGUUUGUGCUGGCAACUCCUGUUUCAAUCCGGACGCUGGCGAGCAGUGCUGUUCUGACGGAAGCUACUGCGUUGGUCCGGACACCAGCUGCUGCACGAACGGUCCUGGCGUGACGGGCGGCCCUGAGGACGACACGCCCACUGCCACGUCCGACUUCGCUCCCUCCGCCACCUCUGCAGUCGCGAGCGCUACUGCAACAUCUUCUGAUUCAGGGGAUGACGAGUGGGACUGCUCCGCUUCUGAUUCUGGCGAAGAGUGCUGCCAACGCGGCGGCGAUGAGUACCACUGGUGCUGGGGCUUCUUCCCCACGAACUACUGCUAUCGUCCCUCGCUCGGCGAGGUCUGCUGCACCGAUGGAAGCAGCUGCACUGGCGGUGCUGACUGCUGCUCGGAAUACGGCGCUGUGGCAACGACCCCCAACCCAGCGGACAGCGCUCCAUCCACCACCGCCGCUUUUAGCAGCACAAGAUCCACGAGCUCUUUCUCUUCCGGUGCCACUUCUUCCGGAUUUGAUUUGACAAGUGGUCCUGUUUCGACCACUAGCAGCCGCUCCAAUCUCUUCAGCACCGGAAGUGCAACCGCCACAACUACCGGACCGCUCCAGGUUACUGCAGUUGGAGGUGCAGCGCGUGCACAAGACAUGUUCGCCGCCAUUGGUGUUGUCGGAGCUGGUCUCGCUCUCCUAUGA